CUCAACUUCUGAAACAACCACCAGGCAGAGAGCAAACAGAUUGACAAUCUGCUGAAGCAGCAUCCUUGAAACCAGAAGAUCCAGGAACAACCGUCAGCUGUGAGGAUGUUUUUGAACCUAGAAGAGACGAAGAAGUCAGAACGCUGGUGACCAAAGGUGCCGCGGGCAUUGGGAAAACAGUCUUGACACAGAAGUACACUUUGGACUGGGCUGAAGAAAAGCAGGAAUCUGUAGCUUUGAAGAGUUCCAGAUUAUGUUUAUCUUCGAUGGUCUGGAUGAACUUCAACCUCCUCUGGACUUCCACUACACUCCGGUUCUGACAGAUGUUGUAGAACCCUCCUCAGUCCACACGAUACUCGUAAACCUCAUCAGAGGGAAGCUACUUCCCUCAGCUCGUCUCUGGAUAACCACACGACCCGCGGCAGUCCAUCAGAUCCCUAUUCAGUAUGUUGACAGUGAGACAGAAAUCAGAGGUUUCACAAACCAGCGGAAGGAAGAAUACUUCAGAAAGAGACUCCAAGACAAGGAACUGGCCAGUAAAAUCAUCUCUCAUAUUGGGACUUCAAGAAGCCUCAAUACAAUGUGUCACAUUCCUGUUUUCUGUUGGAUCACUGCUACAGUUCUGGAUCAGGUCCUGAAAGAUAAAGAGAAAACAGAGCUGCCCAACACCCUGACUGAGUUGUAUAUCCAUUUCUUGGUUGUGCAGGUCAAACAGGACAAUGCCAAGUAUCGCAAAAACGUUUUGACUGAUGGCAUCUGGAAUUCAGAGACUGAGAAAAUCUUUCUUUCAAUGGGAAAACUAGCCUUUGAGCAGCUGGAAAAAAGAAACCUGCUCUUUUAUGAAGAGGACCUAAAAGAGUAUGGCAUUGACAUAAACACUGCCUCGACUUACCCAGGAGUCUUUAUAGAGACUUUCAAGGAAGAAAGCAUACUGAACCAGAAAAGGCUGUUUUGUUUUGUCCAUCGGAGCAUUCAAGAGUUUCUGGCUGCACUUUAUGUCUUCUUGGUGUUCAUGAAGGCUGGGGACAAUCUGGUGAAAAGAAGUCGCAGUGCUUUGCAACCCGAAUCUAAAUUUAAACAGUUUUACCAGAGUGCAGUUGACAAGGCUUUGGAGAGUCCAGAUGGAUACUUGGACAUGUUUACCCGCUUUCUCUUGGGGCUUUCACUGAAAACUAACCAAGACCUCCUGCAAGGCCUGUGGAAAAAGACCAAAAAUGUUCCACAGGUUCAAAAAAUGCUUAUCCAACACAUCAAGAAAAAUAUCAGGGAUAGUCCUUCAGUUGAGAAAAGCAUCCGGAUGUUUCACUGGCUGAGUGAACUGAAUGACCAUUCCCUAGAGGAAGAGAUUCAACAGUACCUGAGUGGAGAAGUCCUGGAAAAAGACCUCACCUCUUCUCAGUGGUCAGCACUGAUUUUUGUCUUGUUGUCUUCACAAAAAGUGUUCGAUGUUUUUGACUUUAAGAAGUUCUGCAAAUCAAAGGAAGCCCUUCGGUGGCUAACACCAGUGAUGAAUGCAUCAAAAAAGUCUCUGUUGUUUAGCUGUAACCUGUCGCAGAGAAGCUGUAUAUUCCUGGUGCCAAUGCUAACCGCUGAGAACUCUUGCCUCAGAGAGUUGGACCUGAUUGACAAUGACCUGCAUGAUGAAGGAGUAGAUUUGCUUUCUUAUGGACUCAGGAGUCCAACGUGUAGACUGGAGGUUCUCAGGUGAGUAUUUGGAAGAUUGAGGAAAUAAACAAUAACAUUAUUGUUCCAUUCUUUGUAUUUUUAAUAAGAAAAUUUAAUACCACUGAAACAACUGAGAACUGGCCAUUUCCUAAGAUGAAAAGAGGCCGGUUUGCCUAUUAUCCAUCCGUCCAUCCAUCCAUCUAUCCUCCGUCUGUCCGUCCAACAUCGUCUUCUGCUUAUCCAAAUUUGGGUCAUGGCUGAAGCAGCCUAAG
Messenger RNA from Poeciliopsis prolifica (blackstripe livebearer), 1937 nucleotides. Its product is annotated as NLR family CARD domain-containing protein 3-like. The transcript has 3 exons. Lineage: Eukaryota; Metazoa; Chordata; Actinopteri; Cyprinodontiformes; Poeciliidae. The coding region runs from base 254 to 1708 and encodes 484 amino acids. The record is from RefSeq and is a predicted model, not a curated record.